This is a messenger RNA of Phoenix dactylifera (date palm), 3401 nucleotides long. Its product is annotated as Ribonuclease P protein subunit P38-like protein. Lineage: Eukaryota; Viridiplantae; Streptophyta; Magnoliopsida; Arecales; Arecaceae. The record is from RefSeq and is a predicted model, not a curated record.
CUAGGUUGCAGCAGAUGCCUGGGCUUCAGGUAGUUCGAUGGAAAAUUAUGAGUGGCUACUUGAUCCACACUGCCGAAAAAGGUGAAAGCUGCUCCUUUCAGUCACCAUGAUCGGACGGUCAGAGGAUCAAAAAAAAGAAAAAGGGAAGAGAAAAAAAAAAAAAAAAGAAGGGCAUUCCGUCGUCGGUAUACAGGCUUAAAACCAGGGCAUCCACACGUGCCAAUCUCACGCCAUCCACAUCCACCUCUUCCGGGUAACAGAAAUCCACCCCGCCCGCCAUUCCUCUCUCUCUCUCUCGUAGUGGGAAAGUUGGGUUGCUGCCCGCCAAAAGCCGUUUGGUUGCUCCGGUUAGCAGCAGCAUGAUCGCCUCCGAUUCCAGAGUCUCACAAGUCCCGCUGCUUGUUUCGAGAUCUACCUCGUAAUCAAGUAAGAACCGCGUCGAGGAAUGAUGGGCGAGAAGGAGCCAUCGGCUUCGCUCCAACGGAUGAACGAUGGCAACUACGCAACGUACUUCGGCGUUUCCUGCGCUUUCGUCGCUCUCCACCUCAUGUCGAGGAGGAGGAGGAGGCUCGAUAUGGAGCACGCCCAACGGUGCCGCCUCGAGGAAUUGAUGCUUCGAGGGAGCGCGCAGCUCCUGGGGUUGCUUGUGGAGAGAGUUGGGCGAAGGGAGGAGGCAUUGGAGGAGAAGCUGCGGAAGGCUGAACUGGAGGUUGACGAGCUGAAACAGCGGAGAACUGAGGACGCCAAGGCCAAUGAGAAGGUUGCGAGCAUCUUCGCCGCCCAUGAGCAGAGAUGGAUCGCGGGAAGGAAGAGCCUCGUGCGUGAGAUCCGAUGCCUCGUCGCCGAGUUGCGGAUCCUGAAGGCGAGGAACGAAGAGGUCGUGCUGGACUCGAGGAGGAGAGCCGAGGAGGACGAGUCCGCGAUGCGUGUUAAGGAUGAAGCCUUGGAGGAAGAAGCAGGGAAGAGGAGAGAGCUGGAGGAGAAGCUGCGAUUGGCGGAGGAAGCGAUGGAGGAACUGGAAGAGAGGACGAAGAAGGAGGCGCAAGAGCGCUCGGCCGAGCUUUGGAAGCAUAAGACGGCGUUCGUGGAGCUCGUCUCCAACCAGCGCCAGCUGGAAGCUGAGAUGGCUCGUGCCCUCCGGCAGGCCGAGGCGGCGAAGCAAGAGCUGGAUGAGGUCUUCGAGCGGAAGGAGGAAGCAGUCGCGAUGGUCGAGAAGCUUUCUGGGGAGAUCGUCAAACUUCAGAAGGAUGCCGAGCAGAAGGAUAAGAUCCUAUCGGCCAUGCUGAGGAAAUCCAAGCUCGACACCGCGGCCAAACAGAUGCUGCUGAAGGAGGUGAAGAUAUCGAAGGCUAAGAAGAAACAGGCCGAGCUGGAGAUGGAGAGGUGGAAGAACAUGUGGGAGUCGCGGCACAAGAAGGGAUCGAGGGCGGCAAGCUCUUGGGAGGCAGGUUGUUCGCAGAACAGAAGAGCAGAAUUCCAGCUAGAGAACCGUGGAUACGGCUCCAGGACUCUGCUUUCAGAGUACUUGGAAGCUGAGAGCAGGAAAGAGCAUGAAUCUUCCUCCGCAAAGGGAGAAAGCUUCAUCACAACAAUUGAAUGUUUGGACCGGGACUCGAGCGAUGGGAGCGACGACCACCCAGUUAGCGAUGACUUUGAACGACUGCAAGAUUGGGUUCGCUUGGAGACUGAGAAGUAUGCGACCAUCCUUGAGCAAAGGCAUUAUGCAGUGAUAGAGGCAUUCACAGAGCAACUGAGAAUCAAAGAUGAGAAACUAGAAGCACUUCGAUGGCAGCUUCUAAGCAUGGAGCUCGAGUCAAAGCGGCUUCAGUCUCACAUAGAAGGACUCGAUGGGAACCUGUCUCACUUCAAAGAGGAAAACUUUAAAUUGGAAGCCCUGUUGUUGGACAAGGAAAAGGAGCUGAAAUUGUUGAAAGAGGAAAUCAGAUACCACGUCCAACACUGCCAAAAGAAUGACUCAAAUUCUUCUCCCCGUUUCGACCACUUGAAAAGGAGUUCUUCCAGUUCUGAGUCCUGUGAUUCUCAGGCUCUUUGGUCAGAAGUGAAGAUCACAAAGAGGAAGCCAAGGGAGAAAGAGCAAGAGUCGAAAACCAGCAUAGUUAGAGGCACCCAGAAGGUAGUUGCUCGAGAGAUGGAUGGUCGGAAUGCCAACGAAGAAACAGAACUGAUGCACCUGGAAUCACACAAAAAUAGAGAAUUUAUGUGCAAAGAGAGUACAGCUACUGGCGCCAGAACAAUUAGUCCAACAAAUGUAGCACCACCAGCCGAUAAAAAUUUUGAGGAAAAUGCGAUUGUCUGUGUUAGUGAGACACCUUCAGAAGAACCUAAAAGAGCGGAGAAUACAUCAAGGGACGAAGUACAGAGUAUCAUCCUGACAUCCCAGUCUCCCAAAGAAGAGAGCGAAGAAGAGAAAGAGGUUAGCAUGGACCCAGGUAAUGUUCACUUGAUGAAUAGCUUUCAAGAAGGGGCUGACAUCGAUGGUAAGUUGUCAUCAGUUGGGCCAUCGAUUGUAAAGAAGGAUUCUUCUUGGAGAAUGGAUGUUCAUGCUCUUGGAGUUUCUUACAAGAUCAAAAGGCUGAAGCAGCAACUGCUCGUGAUCGAAAAGUUGGCUGAAUCUCAAGCAAUGAAUCAGCUGACGACCAAGGAUGAUGCAUCAAAUGACAGAGCUGAUGAGAACAGGCAGCAAGAUAAGGGGGUCAUGAUGAUGAUUUCUUCACUAAAUAAACAAGUGAAAAGGUAUCAGUCUCUUGAAGAGAAGACAGAUGACCUGUGCCAGAGAAUGCACGAGAACUACCGAUCUGGAAGCAGCAGGAAUUCACAACUUGGCAGGACAAAGGAACAAACUGAAGCACUCAAGCACUUCCUGGAAGAAACCUUUCAGCUGCAAAGGUAUAUGGUGGCGACAGGCCAGAAGUUGAUGGAGAUGCAGUCCAGGAUUGCUUCCAGCUUUGCUGGUAAUUGCGAACUUGGUGAGUCUGUAGGCUUCAAUAAAAGGCUGUUUGCAGAUAACGUAAGAACUCUCCUCAGGGAAAUCCAGAGGGGUGUGGAGGUUCGGAUAGCUCGAGUUAUUGGAGAUCUUGAGGGGACUCUAGCUUCUGAUGGCAUUCUUCACAGGUGAAAAUGAAAUGAGUUUUAAUUGUUUUCCUUGUAAACAGUGCGAUCUUCACAAUAUGAAUCAUAGGAAAUAUAGAUAAACCAAAAGUGUUUUUUCUUUUCUUUUCCUUUCUUUUUUGGAGUAUAUUUAGGAAUGCUUUGUUUUUCUUUUGCUGCCUGAGCUUGUAAUGAAAGUUAAACUCCUGAGAAUAAAGUGUUUCCUUUUUCUUUUGCUGCCUGAGCUUGUAAUGAAAGUUAAAACUCCUGAGAAUAAAGUGUUUCCUUUCUCA